This is a messenger RNA of Sardina pilchardus (European sardine), 929 nucleotides long. RefSeq names its product serine protease 27-like. The record is from RefSeq and is a predicted model, not a curated record. Gene Ontology annotation, molecular function: serine-type endopeptidase activity. Lineage: Eukaryota; Metazoa; Chordata; Actinopteri; Clupeiformes; Clupeidae. The coding region runs from base 3 to 812 and encodes 269 amino acids. The transcript has 6 exons. Gene Ontology annotation, biological process: proteolysis.
AGAUGACACUCAGGGUCUGUCUCUGUGUGACCCUGCUGCUCAGCACAGCUAUAGGCUUGCCGCGUCUCAACUCCCGGAGCUCUAUAGUUGGGGGAGAGGAUGCAGCCCCUGGAAAAUGGCCCUGGAUGGUGUACCUUAAGUCCACAAAUGGAACGCAUGUCAGCUCCUGUGGCGGUUCUCUUAUCAACACUAGAUGGGUUCUGACUGCCGCCCACUGCGUUGACCGAUACAGCUUUCGUUUGGAACCAGUCUUGGUCGGUCAGCUGAAGCUUCAUGUGCCCAAUGGCUUGAAGUACUCCGUAAGUCGUGUCCUGAUCCACCCCGGUUACCGUAACAAUUGGAGUACGCUGUACAAUGACAUCGCCCUGGUGCAGCUGGAGACGUCGGUGGUCACCUCCGAUCUUGUGAUGCCCGUGGCACUGCCCACCCGUCGGGACGUCUUCAACACCAGCUCUGAGUGCUGGGUCACCGGAUGGGGCAACGUGGCUGAGAAUAAGCCAUUGGGAGGUAUGAGGACCCUGCAGCAGCUGAAGCUCCCCCUAGUGGAUGACGAUACCUGCAGGAAGGUGUAUCCUGGUACCAAUGAUAAGCAGCACCUUUGCGCCGGAUACAUGCAGGGGGGCAAGGACUCAUGCCAGGGUGAUUCUGGCGGCCCCCUGGUGUGUAAGUCGUCCUCUGGGAAGUUUGUCCAGGUCGGGGUGGUGAGUUUUGGAGAAGGCUGUGCCCGGCGUGGCUACCCUGGGGUGUACACACGUGUGCGCAGUUACAAAAAACAGUUCAUCAAUGUCGCCAUCCGCAAAUUCACCCUCUAGUGGUCAUGCAGGGAGGAGAACUACACCUCCACCUGAUAUUUCUCUGUCCCUCUCUCCUGUUUCUCUUCUGCCUCUCCCCUUGUCUAUCUGAUCAAUAAAAUAUUUUGCAGCAUCAAA